AUGCCAGACCCCCCCCCGCCACCAUCAGCUUCAACAGCGCCCCCACAAAACCUCAUCCUCUCGGACCCGCUCCUAAAACCUUUCCUCUCCCCAACCUUCUCCCCAAGCGCCUACCUGAACAACACUCUCCCACCCCUCCUCCCACCGCCAAACCUCAAUCCAGCAAGUACUCCAAGACCCGCAAAUGCCGAACCCCUCUCCACCCUCUCCUCAAAAAUAACAACUCUGCUCUCAACUCUAGAUCUGCAGACGCAAACCCUCAUUUCUACCCUCCAAUCGCAAACCGAUGAGAUCCUCCGGCUCGCGCCAAGACUCGGGUACGAGGUGGACCUGCUCCGUAGCGAUGUGGUCUCACUCGCCGCCUCGCUGAACGAGGACUUGGAUGGGUGCGUGCGCGAGUUACGCCUUGGGGGAGAGGAAGAGGGGGAGGCGGGGGAGGAACUACGGGUGUUGGAAAAACUCCGCAUGCUUUCACGCGUGCGUGCGCGUUUGGAGGAUGUUGUCAAGGUUUUUGGACACGCGAUGGAUUGGACACUCGAGGGCCCCGGUGAGGACGAAGAAGCAGGACAAGACAACUUGGUACCCCCAAUCACUGAUCCAGCCCCCCGCACCCCAUCCCCCAUCCGUGCACUUCGGGGCGCGAAAAAGGCCUCGGGGAGUCAUCCCGUUGAAGACGUGCUCUACCAUUUAUCCACCGGGGACCUGGACGGUGCGAGACAAAAGGUGGCGGAAUUACGGGAGCUGUGUAAACUUUUUGAGGGCACGGUUGAGGGGCCCGCUAGGAAUGCCGUUGUCGAAGCGCUGGAAGGGAAGAUUGGCGAGGAGGAGGCUGGACGGGAGGCGGAGAGACUGAAGGAAGGUGGUAGUGGGGUAGAGGCAAAGAAUAGCAGGGCGUCGUUGGAUAGGGAUACCCAAAGCGAUGAGCGUGUCGAAGGAACCGGCUGGGCGGGAGGCAGGGAGGGGUACUACGGAUUGAUCAACCAGCUAUCGAGGAUGAGGGGGAAUAUGACUUGACGCGGCGUGAGGGUUGUGGACUUGGGGUGUGGCGCGGUAGAUUAGGCAUGUAUUUUUUCGGAAAACCGAUAGGAUGCCCGCCAAAACAUAGAUAAUGGGAUAGAAUGCCCGUAAGUUGGGGGGGGGGGUAAAAAAUUCUAAGCGAUGUUGAGUAUCA
Tuber melanosporum (Perigord truffle) is the source of this 1171-nucleotide messenger RNA. RefSeq lists its product as uncharacterized. The record is from RefSeq and is a predicted model, not a curated record. The transcript has a single exon. Bases 1 to 1014 code for a protein of 337 amino acids. NCBI's taxonomy places the organism in Eukaryota, Fungi, Ascomycota, Pezizomycetes, Pezizales, Tuberaceae.